AUGGGAUCAGAAGAACACCCUAGCGUCUUAUUUCCUCAAGGCAGUGUUGAAGUUAGUCGAAUUAUGACACCCGAUGACACAAACAUUGCCGGAAAUGUCCAUGGGGGCACGAUACUGCACAUGAUAGAACAAGCAGGUGUCAUUAUAGCUACUAGGCAUUGCAAUAAGAAUCAGCCUGUGGGCCGGCCAGUAGUUUGGGCCGCCUUGGUUAGGGUCGAACAGACCAACUUUGUCAAACCAAUGUUUGUUGGUGAACUUGCGACCGUUCAUGCGAAUUUGGUGUACAGUUCAAAACAUUCACUAGAAGUUCAAGUUUUGGUAUUUGCUGAGAAUUUACUCAAGGAGGAGCAUAAGUUAUGUAAUAAGGCUUGUUUGUGGUAUGUGCCGAUAGCGGUGGAAAGUAGGGCAGGGGCCGUAAGCGAGGUACCACCCCUACAGUAUAAGUCGAAAGAGGAUGAGGAGGCGGGGAGGAAGCGUUACGAAGUACAGUUGCAAUCUCGGAAGGCCAAGGAGGAACUUUUGUCUAAG
Messenger RNA from Paramuricea clavata, 528 nucleotides. The record is from the annotation of a GenBank genome assembly. NCBI's taxonomy places the organism in Eukaryota, Metazoa, Cnidaria, Anthozoa, Malacalcyonacea, Plexauridae.